Molecule: messenger RNA, 6730 nt
Organism: Scleropages formosus (Asian bonytongue)
Lineage: Eukaryota; Metazoa; Chordata; Actinopteri; Osteoglossiformes; Osteoglossidae
Gene: grin1a
Product: glutamate receptor, ionotropic, N-methyl D-aspartate 1a
Exons: 19
Coding region: 672-3389 (905 amino acids)
Biological process (GO): monoatomic ion transport
Cellular component (GO): membrane
Molecular function (GO): signaling receptor activity; ligand-gated monoatomic ion channel activity
Source: RefSeq, a predicted model, not a curated record
CUUCUACAUUGUCCUAUAAAGUCGACUUUGGGCGAAAGUGGAAAUAUUAGCAACAGUCAUCGCGAAGGUUCGACUUGGGUUUUGUUCCAACGUGAGAGGGAAGCGGCGGAGGCAGGGGAGGGAUGGUGGGGAGCGCGCAUCGGUGCGCGGGCACGGUUUUCAGUACCGAGGACAGCGACACCGACUGAGCAGUGAAAAGGAGAGGGCAGGAGCUGGUGCUCGGCAGAACCUCGGGCUCAGCAGCCGAGGCAGGACGGGAGCAGGAGGACAUCAUACGACAAAAGCAGGGGACAUCUGCGUGGACAUCAUUUCGUUCUGGGACACUGAGGACGCCGCUCGUCUCGCGAGCACGUUCUGCUGAAAUGGCCAUCCCUGCUUAAAGCCGGGAGCAGCCUGGCGGAUCAAUUGAAUGAAUGAAAUUCAUCGGGAAGCCCAAAAGGGACAAGCUGGCACGUGCUGAUAUGAUCGCGUGCAAACCGCGGUUCCGGCAGUCUGCGAAUUCCUCCACAGCGCGUGCACGUCUGAUCUAGCGGAGCUCGGCGCGCGCACGUCCGAUCUAAGGGACCCGGUUGCGCUCCGGCGGCGCGGCGCUCGGCGCGUGAACGACGAGGACGGAGGACGCCGAAGAACCCCAGCAGCACGAGCCCGCGCCGACGCGGCGAGGAUCCAGCAUGCGCCUGCUCCUGCUCGCGGUGCUCGUCUCGUGCUCGUGCGCGCGCGGCGGCUGCGAGCCCCGCAUCGUCAACAUCGGCGCCGUGCUCAGCCAGAAGAGGUACGAGCAGGUGUUCAAGGACGCGGUGGCGCAGGCCAACCAGGUGUACGGGCGGGACAGGUUCAAGCUGAACGCCAUCUCCGUGACGCACAAGCCCAACGCCAUCCAGAUGGCCCUGUCCGUGUGCGAGGACCUCAUCUCGAGCCAGGUGUAUGCGAUCCUAGUCAGCCACCCGCCACAGUCCAACGAUCACCUGACGCCAACCCCUGUCUCCUACACCGCGGGGUUCUAUCGCAUCCCGGUGGUGGGGCUCACGACCCGCAUGUCCAUCUACUCCGACAAGAGUAUCCACCUGUCCUUCCUGCGCACCGUGCCGCCCUACUCCCACCAGGCCCACGUGUGGUUUGACAUGAUGCGCGAGUUCCGCUGGAACCACAUCAUCCUGAUCGUGAGCGAUGACCACGAGGGCCGCGCUGCCCAGAAGAGGUUGGAGACGUUGCUGGAGGAGAGGGAGACCAAGGCAGAGAAAGUCCUACAGUUCAACCAGGAGACAAACUUAACGGCCCUUCUCCUGGAAGCCAAGGAGCUGGAGGCGCGAGUCAUCAUCCUCUCCGCCAGCGAGGAGGAUGCCGCCGCCGUGUACAAGGCUGCUCGUUUCCUCAACAUGACGGGCUCCGGGUACGUGUGGUUGGUCGGGGAGCGCGAGAUGUCCGGUAAAGCACUGAGCGAGGCGCCCGAUGGUCUAAUUGGCCUCCAACUCAUCAACGGCAAGAACGAGUCGGCGCACAUCAACGACGCCGUGGCCGUGGUGGCGCAGUCCAUCCAGGAGCUCUUCGAGAAGGAGAACAUCACGGAGCCGCCUCGGGGCUGCGUGGGAAAUACCAACAUCUGGAAGACCGGGCCACUUUUCAAACGAGUUCUGAUGUCAACCAAAUACCCAGAGGGCCUGACAGGACGCGUGGAGUUCAACGAUGACGGAGACAGAAAGUUUGCCCACUACAGCAUUCUCAACUACCAGAAGAGUCGACUGAUCCAAGUGGGCAUUUACAACGGCACGCAAGUUGUGCUGAAUAAUCAGCGGAAGAUCAUCUGGCCUGGAGGAGAGACAGAGAAACCAAGAGGCUUUCAGAUGUCCACCAGACUUAAGAUAGUAACCAUUCAUCAGGAGCCCUUCGUCUAUGUGAAACCCACCCUGCAGGAUGGGACUUGUAAGGAAGAGUUGACACCCAAUGGAGUCUUAAUAAAAAAGGUGAUCUGCACUGGGCCCAAUGAGACCAUCCCAGGACGCCCCAUCGUGCCCCAGUGCUGCUAUGGCUUCUGCAUUGACCUUCUCAUCAAGCUGGCUAUGACCAUGAACUUCACCUACGAGGUGCACCUGGUUGCCGAUGGGAAAUUUGGGACGCAGGAGCGGGUGAACAACAGCAACAAGAAGGAAUGGAAUGGUAUGAUGGGAGAACUCCUGGGGGGUCUGGCAGACAUGAUUGUGGCUCCGCUUACCAUCAACAAUGAACGAGCUCAGUACAUUGAGUUCUCCAAGCCCUUCAAGUACCAGGGACUCACCAUCCUUGUGAAAAAAGAAAUCCCCCGCAGCACCCUGGACUCGUUCAUGCAGCCGUUCCAGAGCACACUGUGGCUGCUGGUGGGCCUCUCAGUACAUGUGGUGGCGGUGAUGCUCUACCUACUAGACCGGUUCAGCCCAUUUGGAAGGUUCAAAGUGAACAGUGAAGAAGAAGAAGAAGAUGCCCUCACCUUGUCAUCUGCUAUGUGGUUCUCCUGGGGAGUGCUGCUGAACUCUGGUAUUGGAGAAGGUGCGCCACGUAGCUUCUCAGCGAGAAUCCUAGGAAUGGUGUGGGCUGGUUUCGCCAUGAUCAUCGUAGCAUCAUACACUGCCAACCUGGCUGCCUUCCUGGUGCUGGAUCGGCCUGAGGAGCGCAUCACCGGCAUCAAUGACCCACGGCUGCGGAACCCAUCAGACAAAUUCAUCUAUGCCACAGUGAAGCAAAGCUCGGUGGAUAUCUACUUCCGACGGCAGGUGGAGCUGAGCACCAUGUACCGUCACAUGGAGAAGCACAACUACGAGAGUGCAGCCGAGGCCAUCCAGGCCGUACGAGACAACAAGCUGCAUGCUUUCAUCUGGGACUCUGCGGUGCUGGAGUUUGAAGCCUCGCAGAAGUGCGACCUGGUGACCACGGGAGAGCUGUUUUUCCGUUCGGGCUUUGGCAUAGGCAUGCGAAAGGACAGCCCCUGGAAACAGAAUGUGUCCCUGGCUAUUCUCAGUUCCCAUGAGAAUGGCUUCAUGGAGGACUUGGAUAAAACCUGGGUGAGAUACCAGGAGUGUGACUCACGGAGCAAUGCCCCAGCCACACUCACCUUUGAGAACAUGGCAGGUGUGUUCAUGCUGGUGGCUGGAGGCAUCGCGGCAGGCAUCUUCCUCAUUUUCAUUGAGAUUGCCUACAAACGCCACAAAGACGCCCGCAGGAAGCAGAUGCAGCUGGCCUUUGCGGCCGUCAACGUCUGGAGGAAGAACCUGCAGGACAAUAAGGAGGCUACCGCGAGUCAAGUUGUGGGAACGGCCGGGACUCCGUCAUUAGUACGUAAACAAACAGCCCAUCCUGUUGCCAUGCCAUCAUCGCUGUUUAGAGUUGGAGUUACUCAAAACAAAGCAAUCAAGAAAUGAGAACAUCGAAACCAAAGUCACACUGCAGCAUGUGUGACAAAUCCUUAACAGUCUUCUUUUGGUUUGUUAGGUGAAGUAAAACGGAAUAGUAAAAAAUAGUACUCGAUAUCAGCAUGAGUGCUCGUACAUGAAAAAGUAAAGUAUAAAAGUAAAACUUAGCACUGACUAUAAUGGUAAUGCUGCAAAGAAAGCGAUAAAACACUCAGGCAGCUGACAGACAAGUCAAAAUUAGAAUAAAAACAAUCAUAAAGGCAAAAGUUCAAUAAUGCUGAAAGGAAGCUAAUCUGUAAAAUCGACCCAGUCAAUGCUCUUGUUGCCUAGCAACAAUGCUGACAGGGAAAUAAACGAUAACCCAAAAACUGGAAAGAGGCUUUUCGUGAUCUGAUGGGCACGACGCAGUGGAAAACUUUUGUAGCAUAGGACUCCUUGCACCUUUGCGUUUAACAACGGUUUAACAACCCAACAACAACAUAUGUAAAGUAUAAUAAAAAUACAUAACGACAAAUUAGAAAUAGCUGAGAAUGAUUCCGAGCAAUAAAUAAGUACCUUAAACCGGGGACUCCGUUCCGUGGUUGUGGAAAUAAAGACAGAGGACAGAAUGUUAUGAAUUUCUCUGAAGCCGGCUGUUAUGAAUUCUAAAAUCCUAAGGUAACAGUAAUAAUUGCGUGAAAGACAAAUGAUUUACAGCGCCGUUAAUUGUCCGCUCUGGAAGAAAGCCGAACGCCUCGGAUUCCCGCAAACUUAACCUCUUUUGGUACAACGACCUGUCCUGGGUGUGAAAGUGGGCCAUGCCUUGAGCUCCGCAGCAGGCAGGGGGCAAGGGGACGGACGGUGGGGGGAGUCGCGCCUCGUUGCCGUGGUAGGCACUGUGUGGCUGUGAUGUUGCCGCGGAAACCCCGCAGCCACAAGCUGAGCCCUGCUCUUUCACAACGGUGGCAGCCGUGCCGCGGACAGGUAAGGUCACAGUGCUCCUGUGCGUGUCGGGAAACCCGUGUCCUUCCAACGCUGUCUGUCGUGUGCCCCGAUAUGCUGUUAUUCGUCACGUGUGUGCGUGUAUAUAUAUCUAUAUAGACACACAGCGGCAGUCAAAAGGCAUGGGGGCACCUACUAUAAAGGACAAAAGUUCAAAUAAAAGCAUCAUAACCAUAGACUUGAUUUUAAUGUUCCUGGAUAUGUUUGAGGUCAUUAUAGACAAGCCAUAUUAUAAUACCAAAAUAUCAGUUUUGGUAUUGCUCUACAUGUUUUUAGGAGAAAAAAAUAUGCUAAUUUGUCCAUCGGAACAUGAUAAAAUUACAGAUUAAAUAGAUUAAAUUCCAAUCUCAUGCAAACGGUGAAUUUCUAUGUAGUUUUAUGGCCAAUAUAUAAUAUGUAUAACUAUGUGGAUAUGAGUUGUAGCUCUUGUCCCAGCCGCAGCUCACUUCAGCACACACUUUGAGUAUCACUCUGCAGUUCCAACGUUAUGGGAAAGUAAUACGAUAAAAUUAAUGCAAGAUGCAGAAAGGCCGCAGUACCAGGUUUCGGGGGAACUGUCAAUUCACCGCUCCUGUAUGACAGAGUAGGUCCGGUUCAAAUUCCCCCUGGCUGCCUCCCCUUUGACUGAUGACAUCCAACGUGCGGCCAUGAAUGGAAAAAAAUACAGAAAUAAAAAUGCCAUUAAGAAAAUGCCAUUUAAACAUAUCCUUUUGCAGGUACAGAUGUGACCGUAAUAACAAAAUAGCGCAUUCUUCCCCGAGUGGAGGGAUUUUAGAACGGUUUCCGGAUGUUUCCAUCAUUUUGACUGCUUGUGUGUUUGUGUGUACAUAUGUAUAUAUAUGUAUGUGUAUGUGCAUAUGUAAACAAUUUUACACAUGCGCAUAUCUACAGUACAGGUAACUCCAGAAACGGUGCACUUAUGAAUAACCUGCUGUUGCAAAGCGAGCAUCUUUCACGCCAGCGCACCCUCGCUGCGUAGUCGCGAGCCUCCUGAGCAUCGUCUUCCUCUAUUGCAAAGGCUCAUUUUGGGAAAAACAAAGUGCAUGAGCGGUCAGCACCGCAGCUCCUCGCUGGAUGGCAUCUUCUCCACCUGCUCUGCCGAAAGCUCUUCCUAUAAGCAGGGUCAUUCAGAGGUGCACUGUCUUGGGCGGCUGGGUGGCUGUGGGAGGGGCGGCGGAACGAAGCUGGCGGAGUUAGGCGUGCGGAUCUCAAAACAAUUCCGUUCGACGGGGGAGGGUUGGUGGAAGGUCAUGCACUCUCGUCUCUCGUGGUGGACGCUCACUCUCUCUGCAAGUCCCUGCAUCUGUGUUGGUCUGAAGCUCUUCUGGUCCAGCAUGCUGUGCAGCGCCGAGACUGUGCAAACGCAGCACUUCGCCGGGGGUCAGCGUCGCAAACGAAACCAAACGAAAGGACACCUGCGCGUCAACGGGUGUAGACAUUGGUGUCCGUUUCAAAGGCCUUGCUUAGAAUCUUUUGUUUGUAUGUUUGUUUUGUUAUACAACGAUAACAACAAGAAUAAACUGGUCUCUGUAGGUUACUUUCACUUUGACUGAAGUCCUGCUCCUAUCAUAAUUAAAGAGAAGCAUUUUCGAUUUUGAGCCCCAAGAAAAAAAGCCUGUUGUCGAAUUCACAAACGAAAGUCCGGAAGAGAGUCCGCUGCUCUUUUUCGAAAGCCUCUAUUGACUCCCGCCCCCCCCCGAUUGUGGUUCGAUUUCUUCUGCAGUUGAUUUUGUUACGCGGCGAAGUAUUAAAGCACACUGUGGAACGGGAGAGUCAAGGGACAUGGGGCUCACGAGUCAACAAGAGGCCCAGUCGUGUGACCUGACAAAGGGGACGUCCUGCGGGACAGUGCUGGCCUGGGUCGAUUGUCAUGCCAUUCAUCCUGCUUCUCCUGUUCAGUUCCCCAUGCUGCAUGUCCACAGGCGAAAUUCACACCACACUGCCCUCUCCCAAAACGCCCCGCCCAUCCCCAGCACCUGUCUCUAUCCCUGAGUGUGUGGGGUGAAUUUCCGUUAUACCCAACACCAGGUAUAACGCAACAAGGAUUUGAUUUGAUUCUAUACUUGCGUAUCGACUGAUUAUUUGUUUCUCAUGGACCUAUGCAUUUUUAUGGUUCCCCAACCCCGUAAAACAUGUAACUUUUAACUGCUUGGCUUUUGGUGUCUUUAUUUUCGUGAGCUACUCCUUUUGGUUCUGUUAUUUGCUUUUGCUUUGGAUUAUGAAGUGAAAAUGACCUUAUAGCAGAAGAUGAACAUUUAUUUAUUUUUCUUUUUUCCCCCUAUGCAGCCCUCUUCCUCUCUAGAGACUCAGGAUGUAAGGAUACCUAAUUAUGAGCUUUGUAUGCAAACACACCCAGUCUUGUGCUGUUC